This is a messenger RNA of Pseudophryne corroboree (corroboree frog), 4253 nucleotides long. RefSeq names its product heat shock cognate 71 kDa protein-like. The transcript has 9 exons. Gene Ontology annotation, cellular component: cytosol; plasma membrane; cytoplasm. The coding region runs from base 113 to 2059 and encodes 648 amino acids. Gene Ontology annotation, molecular function: ATP binding; ATP-dependent protein folding chaperone. The record is from RefSeq and is a predicted model, not a curated record. Lineage: Eukaryota; Metazoa; Chordata; Amphibia; Anura; Myobatrachidae.
AAGCUUCUGAAUCCAGCUACAGCUGUGCAGGGAUAGGAGACAGACAGUGUAUUUAGAGAGAGACCACAGACAGAGAGCCAGCACAGUCUAAGGGAGCAAUCGCAGAGGCAAGAUGUCUAAGGGGCCGGCAAUUGGCAUUGACCUGGGCACCACCUACUCAUGUGUGGGUGUUUUUCAGCAUGGAAAAGUAGAGAUCAUUGCUAAUGACCAGGGUAAUCGGACCACCCCCAGUUAUGUGGCUUUCACGGACAGUGAGAGACUCAUUGGGGAUGCGGCAAAGAACCAAGUGGCUAUGAACCCAACGAACACUGUGUUUGACGCAAAGCGACUGAUUGGUCGCCGCUUCGAUGAUACAGUUGUGCAGUCCGACAUGAAGCAUUGGCCUUUUACAGUUAUAAAUGACGGGGGAAGACCCAAGGUUCAGGUUGAAUACAAAGGGGAGUGUAAGUCAUUCUAUCCUGAAGAAAUAUCAUCAAUGGUCCUCACCAAAAUGAAAGAGAUCUCAGAAGCCUACCUCGGAAAGAUAAUCAAUAAUGCCGUGGUUACCGUCCCAGCAUACUUCAAUGAUUCCCAGAGACAGGCAACUAAAGAUGCUGGAACCAUUUCAGGACUAAAUGUUCUGCGUAUCAUCAAUGAGCCGACUGCAGCGGCCAUAGCUUAUGGCCUGGACAAAAAGGUGGGUAGUGAGAGGAAUGUCCUGAUUUUUGAUCUGGGUGGAGGCACCUUUGACGUAUCUAUUCUUACCAUUGAAGAUGGAAUAUUUGAGGUCAAAUCCACAGCUGGUGACACUCACUUGGGUGGAGAAGACUUUGAUAACCGUAUGGUUAACCAUUUUGUAGGAGAAUUCAAACGCAAGCACAAGAAAGAUAUUACAGAGAACAAGCGUGCAAUUCGCAGACUGCGGACAGCCUGCGAACGUGCCAAGCGCACAUUGUCUUCUAGCACCCAAGCCAGCAUUGAGAUAGACUCCCUCUAUGAGGGCAUUGACUUUUACACAUCCCUCACUCGUGCCCGAUUUGAGGAACUCAAUGCCGACCUCUUCCGUGGCACUUUGGAACCAGUUGAGAAAUCUCUGAGGGACGCGAAAAUGGACAAAGCACAGAUUCAUGAUAUUGUCCUGGUUGGAGGGUCUACACGCAUUCCAAAAAUACAAAAACUUCUGCAGGACUUCUUCAAUGGAAGAGAACUUAAUAAAAGUAUUAACCCAGAUGAGGCUGUGGCCUACGGAGCUGCUGUGCAGGCCGCUAUCCUGUCCGGUGACACAUCUGAAAAUGUUCAAGAUCUUCUGUUGCUGGACGUGACCCCUCUAUCUCUUGGUAUUGAGACGGCUGGCGGGGUCAUGACUGUGCUCAUCAAACGCAACACCACUAUACCCACCAAGCAGACCCAGACCUUCACGACCUACUCUGACAACCAACCAGGAGUUCUCAUCCAGGUGUUUGAGGGUGAAAGAGCAAUGACUAAAGACAACAACCUUCUGGGGAAGUUUGAGUUGACGGGAAUCCCACCCGCUCCUCGAGGUGUUCCCCAAAUCGAGGUGACCUUUGACAUUGAUGCUAAUGGAAUCAUGAAUGUGUCUGCUGCCGACAAGAGCACCGGGAAGGAAAAUAAAAUCACCAUAACCAAUGACAAGGGCCGUUUGAGCAAGGAAGACAUUGAGCGUAUGGUGCAAGAGGCUGACAGAUAUAAGGCGGAAGACGAAGCUCAGAGAGAAAAGGUUUCAGCCAAAAACUCUCUGGAGUCAUUGGCCUUCAAUAUGAAGAGCACAGCUGAAGAUGAGAAGUUAAAGGACAAAAUUAGUCCUGAGGACAAACAGAAGAUCUUAGAUAAGUGCAAUGAGGUCAUCAAUUGGCUGGACAAAAACCAAAUGGCUGAGAAAGAAGAAUAUGAGCAUCAGCAGAAGGAGCUGCAAAACCUUUGCAACCCCAUCAUCACCAAGUUAUACCAAGGUGCAGGCGGUGCUGGGAUGCCCGGUGGAAUGCCGGGAGGAUUUCCCGGAGCAGGAGGCAGUGCAGCAGGUGGUUCUUCUUCAGGACCCACCAUUGAAGAAGUUGAUUAAAAAAAACUCCACCGACACUGCAAGUUUCUCACCACAGUUCUGCUUUGCCACACUCAAGAGUAUUCAUAAGCCAUCAGUUAGCGUCAGCUUGAGCUUGAUUCUUUUAAAAAGAGAUUGUUAAUUACUUAGUAGCCUUGAAUAGCCUGCACUCACUGUCUAGGACAGUGCGUGUUAUUUUAGCAGUAUAUGUUCUCCUUGUGUGCUCUACUUGGUUAUAUUCUGUAUCUUUCACUGUGUAUGAGCAGUAAGACCCUUUUACCCUUGUUAUACUGUAUUAGCUGAUGGUGCCAAAUUUAUCCGUUCUGUUCUGUAUUACAGUAUAUUUUACUGUAAAAGGUAAAAUGGGUUGGGUAGAAUAUCCCGGCACACUGGAUGCCGGCACUCAGAAUACCGACGCCAGCAUUCCGAUGAUGAAGGUCCCAAUGGGGGUGAGUUAUGUAUUGCAACUCACCCCCCUAACCCUGUAACCCUAACUCUCCAUUACUACAUCCUAACCUUAACCUCCCGCACGAGUGCAUAACCCUAACCUUCCUGGUAAGUGCCUAAUCCUAACCCUACACACCCCACUGCCUACACUUACACCCCCUCCGGUGAUGCCUAACCUUAACCCCCCUGUCUGCAGCCUAACCUCCCUACCCCACAGCCUAAACCUAAUGGCUGGUAAUGUUCCCUCCUCCCCCCUGCAGCCUAAUCCCAGCAUCCCCUGAAUACUUACCUUCGGCAUCCCGGCUGUCGGAAUUCCAGUGCCGGUAUUUUGACUGCUUAGAUCCCGACAGCCGGCAUAUUGAACGUAUCCCAGUAAAAUAUGCCGAUAUUUCUGGGAUCAUUAGUAUAUGACUCUUGCUUCCUUCUAAAUGAUGGUAUUUUAAAGUUAUAUCUCAAAUGCGUGAUCCCUUAAUUAUUGGUUCAUUAGAUCACGCUGCCCAUCAUGUGUUGUACUUAAGAUCCACUGUAGGUUUCAAAUUUAGGGGGAGAUGUAGCAAAACUUCUAAAGAGGGCAGGUGAUGAAGUUGCGCAUAUCAGCAUCUACCUAUCAUUUUAUAGAAGCACUUAAUGAUAGCUACUGCACAAACUGGUUGCUAUGGGCAAGAUCUCCACUUUUCCUCUUUAGAAGAUUUGAUAUAUCUGCCCCGUAUUUUUUUAAUGAUGCGCCUGCCUUUUGAUGGGAUCUUAAUAUUCAAAAAAGUCUUAUGACGGCACACCUGUUAGCAAUCUUUUUGAUGACUGCCGUAUAAAACCUCAAGUAUCCUUUUGACAAAUAAGCAUUUAAAAACAGUUUAUUGCCCAUUUGAUAACGAGGCAAAAAUAUAACAAAUGUCCAUUUACCCAUGGAAGAUGUGGCACCAAAAUUUGAUCAGACUUAUUGAUCAGACUUAUUACAUACUGUAAUCAAAUCUUUAACACCAUCAACCAAAAACUCACAAACCAACCAUACAGGGAACAAAAAGACCAACCUCUGCCUUACAGCUUCUUAGAAAACUUGCUGCACUCUACCCCCAUGGGCAUUUCCAGCCCUAUUGGUCAAACCUUAUGUCAUUCAAUUCCAAUAGUCCAAAUGAACUACUGUAACUGAUGCCUGCACCACAAUGUGUGACUGCCUCGGAGGAUUUAAUACUCAUGUGACUGGUUCUCUCAAACCUCUGCAUUAUUCAACAAUUCUCUUUGAUUUAAACUUCCAAACUAUUCCAUUACCCAGCUUUACGCUCCAUUAGUGCUGAUAAUUAAUGCUCCAGUAGUCCUAUAUCUGUCAUGGUGGUUUUGACAAACAGUAUGGCUGGAAUGUUUAAGGCAGAGAAACCCUGACCCUUGUUUUGUGAAUCACAAUAACUUCCGACAGUAAAUAUGGAUCCCUAGAUCUUUAGAGAUACUGUAAGUGCCUUUCGGAUGUCUUCCAAGAUUUUGAAUCAACCAAUGAAUGAGACUAUUCUCUCAAGAAAAAAAAAAAUCUUGUCUUGGCAUGUAGCCCUCACAUUUAUUGCUUUCCUUCAUUUUUGCGGGUUCCCAUAAUUAGCAAAACAAAAUGUUUGAAUAGAUGAAAACAUAUUGAAUAACCUGGUGCCACCAGACCAAUUGUGCUGUAACCCAUAGCAACUCGAAUAUUUGACUAGAUCAUUAUCUUGCAACAUGGAUUAAUUAAAAAAAAGCAAAAGUUGAAUUAUUGACUAUGGAAUAAAGCCAACUUGUGAUAAGUAAA